AUGUCGUCUACUUGGCCGUGGCAUUUCACGUCUCUCACAGACGCUGAGAAGCAGCAACGCCGGGAGCUUCUUGAUUUACGUGGACUCUACGCGCAGUGCUCCGUGUUGGUUGCUCUUGUUUUGGUUCGAGUAUAUAAGAAGUCCUUUAGCGAAGCCCCUGGCUCCGAAAAGCCAGCCGAGAGGCGCUCGCGGCGAAAGAAUUCGGAAAAAUCAUGGUUGGAUACGCCCCCAGUUGCUGGCUGGAUGGAGACCCGAAGACAAUACAUUGUCUGUCUCAUCUGGCUUGGCUGGCUUCUGAGUCUUUGCAUCUGGAAUUCUGGUGAAGAUUAUCUCCACUUCACCAAAGCUCUAGCCCAUGUCAGCCUCUCCCAGCUCCCCUUGCAGGUGCUCAUGUCACCGUCCUUGUACAUGAGUCCAUCACCAGGAUCACCGUCCGUCGUGUCGGUUAUCACAUCCGUUCCGCAGCCGACCAUUAACGCCUACCAUCGUCUAUUUGGUCGAAUCGUUCUUGCGCCGCUGCUCAUUGCCCACGCUUUCAUGUACGAUUCUUUCUUCCUGCAGUCGAGCUACCCUGGCUUCAGCUCGCUCUUUGCGAAGCGUAUCUGGGAUUCUGAUGUUCAGUGGGGUGUCGCUGCAGCCACCAUGGUGGGCGCGGUCGCUCUCUUUGCGCGACCGGCAGCCAUGCCUAGCUGGGUACGCUGGUUGAAACCGACUUCUGCCAAGUCCAGACAGCAGGUGUUUUACCUUGUGCAUGUGUCCAUCGUGGGAGCCUUGGAACUUGCAGCGUUCUGCCAUGUUUCGGUGGCGCGCACCUAUAUCCUUGAGUCUUUUGCGAGCUCCGCGAUCAAUUUCGCCUGUUGCUAUAUGAUGCAAUAG
This is a messenger RNA of Aspergillus niger, 876 nucleotides long. RefSeq lists its product as uncharacterized. The record is from RefSeq and is a predicted model, not a curated record. The transcript is spliced from 2 exons. Bases 1 to 876 code for a protein of 291 amino acids. Lineage: Eukaryota; Fungi; Ascomycota; Eurotiomycetes; Eurotiales; Aspergillaceae.